AUGUUCCUCUCGGUCAAGGCACGGCCAUUGCACGCUGAUAAAGUUGCUGCUGCCGAUGUGGACACCGAUUCCGACUCUGACGAUUCUCUCCUUGAUGACAUCUCUCACAAGUUUACAAAAGUGACGACCAAAGGGAAGACGAAGAUAAAGAAGAAGGUCCCAAAAACUUCCAAGCAUCUGUCUCUUGAGAACGAGGGCCCUGUUCUGACACCAGCGCAACAGCGCCAGGCCCGAGAGUCAGAAAGGAAGCGAAAAAUGGACCUGGAGAAUAAUGUCCCAAGCCUGCUGUUCAUCAUGGUUCUACCUGGCGAAAUGGAAGGGACUUAUCUCUUCAUCAGCCGGUUGAAGUACGCAGCCUUGGCAACAAAUGUUUUGAAAGGACUGGUUCCGUUCUUCACUCACCAUUUGGGGGAAUCAACGACUACUCGAUCCAACAGAGUUCUGGGCAAAUGGUUCCCUAAGUCUCUCAUCCACACGACACGCCGCAAGGAACUUGUGUGGUGCUUGGAGACUCUACGGGCACGACCAGCCGA
Messenger RNA from Cylindrotheca closterium, 533 nucleotides. NCBI's taxonomy places the organism in Eukaryota, Bacillariophyta, Bacillariophyceae, Bacillariales, Bacillariaceae. The record is from the annotation of a GenBank genome assembly.